Saccharomycodes ludwigii is the source of this 2883-nucleotide messenger RNA. RefSeq names its product CORVET complex subunit VPS3 (gene VPS3). Gene Ontology annotation, biological process: endosomal vesicle fusion; autophagy; vesicle-mediated transport. The transcript has a single exon. Gene Ontology annotation, cellular component: fungal-type vacuole membrane; cytoplasm. Lineage: Eukaryota; Fungi; Ascomycota; Saccharomycetes; Saccharomycodales; Saccharomycodaceae. The record is from RefSeq and is a predicted model, not a curated record. Bases 1 to 2883 code for a protein of 960 amino acids.
AUGAAGGAUGAAUGCAAAUUUUCAAUAUAUCAAUUAUCCACAUUAAUUGAUGACUUACCCAUAUAUGAAUACACUGCCAUUGAUUUAUUUGACAACCAUAUAUUUUUAGGAACGGCUACUGGUGAAUUAUUACACUAUUUUGAGAUACAACCAUCCAACUAUUUAUUAGUUUCAAAUACAAAAUAUUUAGAAGAAGAAGAAGAACAAGGAAAAGAACAAGAAAAUGAAUCUUCUAGCAAUACACCAAUCAUUAAAAUAAAAGUUAUGCCACUAAUCGAAAGAGCAUGGGUUUUAAAUGGAAAUGGCCAAUUGAAACUUUAUAUUCUACCUGAAUUUGCACCAGUACCUAAUACUGAGGUUUUAAAAAAUGUUAAUGAUAUUUCAAUCUAUAAGAAUACUUUCCAUAUGUAUAAAACAUUAAUUUUGGCCAAAAAUAGUGUUUCGGAAGAAAGUUAUUACAAAUUAAUUGAAUGUGUAGUGGACAAGAGGUCAAUGCGCUUGACAGAUUUUGAAAUUAGACUUGGACAUGCUAGUAACAAUAAUACGAACCCGAUGAUUAAAAAUUUUAUUUUACAGAAAAACACUUUAUUGACUGUUACUAAGAAUAACUAUGUUAUCCUAGAGCUUUCACUGGGUAAGGAAAACAAUAAAAUAAUUAAAAAAAUGCCAUUAUUCAAAGUUUUUGAGGGGAACACAGAUAAUGGUAAGGAUGCGGAUGACGUUUGUUCUAAUAAACAUAUCCUAACAUCAUUUAGUAGUUCCGAGUUUUUAGUUGCUUGUGGAUCUACACUAGAAGAUUCAGCAAUGGCACUAAUAAUUGACAACCAGGGAAAUAUCACUAAAGGCACCAUUGUUUUAGAGUCUGGGUACCCAAACGAAAUGUUAGUUGACGAUUCACAGUCAUUUGUAAUAGCAAAUUACCAGAGUGAAAAAAAUUUAGAAAUAUAUGAUAUGAAUAUAGGGUGGGGUCAACCAAAACUUGUACAGACUAUAAGUUUCGAUAAGGAAACAGCACGGGAUAAUAAAGUCAAACUAUUUAAAUCUUCACAUCAAACGUUCAACGAUACUGAUAGCAAAAAUAACAAUAAUAAGAAACUUGCCACUGAAAGAUUAAGGUUGGUCCCCAUAAAUUUAAGCUCCAACAAUACGGUGAAUAAAAUCAGAAUAGACCAAGAAAAAAUAUAUAUAGAACAAAACUAUGAAAAUGUUUCCAAUAUUCUAGUUUAUGGUAAAGGUAAAAUAGAUGUUCUUUAUAAAACCUCCAUGGUGCUAGAAUACAACGAUUAUGAUGAGGAGCUACUUUAUAAAUUAGAGAAUAUUUUGGCAAGCAAAUAUGCAAAAACAACAAAGUUUUAUAAAAUACAGUUAGGCUAUUUGCAAACUCUAUAUUUGUUGUUACUUUUGUUACAUAAGGAAAAAAUCGAUUUAGAAGUUCAAAAAGAGUGGAUUGCAUAUAGUGGGAAAGUAGAUUUACGUAUUUUCUUUUAUAUAUUAGGUUUCAAGAUUUAUGGUGACUUGUGGGUCUACAACGGGUUGACAGAUAUUAUAGAGAAAUUGAAGAUUUUAAAGCUUAUUCACAAAAUCCCGGAUGUUAUAACUUUAUUUGGCAACUUUGCAUCGAACACUUUGAGUUGUGAGUUUUCUAAAGAUAUAAAAGAUGUAUCAAAUGUUAUUAAGACUGUAAACAUUGCAUAUUUAAAAGUUUAUUUGGGAAAUAGCGGCAGCCCUGCCUACUCACCUGAGAUGGUGUUAGACAAUUUAAAUUUAGAAAUUUCUUCGCAAGAAAUAAUAGAUUUCCUAGAAAAUUAUUCUGAUGAAAAUGAGAGUAAAAAUAUUAUCAUCACUAGUGUCUUCCUGAGGACUAAGCAGUAUGGAAAAUACUUGGCUUUUUUGAAAACUAUAAAUGAUUCCGAGUCUAUCUUUAGUUUUUUGUCACAAAAUUGGGAAUUGUUUUCUGACCUCGAUCUAAAAAUUGAUUAUUUAAUAUUUGCCAUUGAACAUACUAAAAUGAAUGAUAAUGGUGACAACCCACUUUUGAAAGCAACAGUUAAUUUGAUUGAAACCCAAAAUCUUAGUUUGAAGGAUGUUAUAAGGAAAAUAAAUAAUAACGAGAUUAAAGUUAGUUUAAUUGAAAGUCAAAUUUCCAAAAAUAUUCAAGAAACAGACAGGCAAUUCUUAAUGAACUAUUAUAUUGAAAGGUUAAGUACGUUGCUUUUUGCUAGCUCUGAUAAAUCAUGCAUGUUGUUUAUUCAAAAGUACCAAGAAAGUUAUCUUAAUAAUCCAGAGUUUGAAAAACCAAACUUUAGCAAAUAUAUGCUUUCAAGGCUUGAAAUCACAGGUAAUGAGGAUGACAUAGUAAAAAACUUUUUGAAACUACACGAAAAAUUAUGUAAGUUGAUGGAUCAAGAUAAAGAAAUUUUGUACCCUAUUUUAAUUAAUAAAUUUCAAGAUUUAACACCCAUACUAUUUUUAUUCAUUACUGACAAUGAUGAUAGGGUCAAAUAUUUAAAGGAUAAAAGCUUAAUAUUAAAUACUCUGUUAUCAUUGAAUGAUUUCGAAACGAUCAACCGAUAUUGGAUUAACAAAGAAACUAUACUAGUUAUUUUAGAUCACUAUUUAAAGUUAUCUUCGUCUUUAUCAUGGACACGUAGCGUCACACAAAAAUUCAUAGAAAAGAAUAUCGCUAGAUUUAAAGAUUUAACGCUAAUUUAUGAAAUUUUAUUGAAAAUCCCUGAAAAUUACCAAAUGAAUACGAUUGCCUCUAUCUUAUAUUACAGUUUCUCUCAGUUGAACUUUCAAUUAGAACAUUCAGAGUUGCAAAAACGAUUGGUGAAAAAGCAACUAAUAGAUAAAAAAGAAUUAAAUAAGAAAUUAAGAAAAUAG